Messenger RNA from Echinostoma caproni, 219 nucleotides. The record is from the annotation of a GenBank genome assembly. Lineage: Eukaryota; Metazoa; Platyhelminthes; Trematoda; Plagiorchiida; Echinostomatidae.
CAAAAUCGUAGGCUUGCUGAACUAGAGGAAGAACAUCGCGCCAUGCUGAUCCGACAAGAACAACGGGCUAAGGAACGAAGCCAGUGGUUUGAACAGCAUCGGGCUCGCUCAGAUUAUCGACACAACGGCACGUCAGAUGAGAAACACGCGGAACCAGCGAAUCCGGAUGCACAUGGUCGAUACGGUCGUCCACGUUUCGAUCCGAAACAGUCGGGAAUA